This is a messenger RNA of Penicillium nucicola, 633 nucleotides long. RefSeq lists its product as uncharacterized. The coding region runs from base 1 to 633 and encodes 210 amino acids. The record is from RefSeq and is a predicted model, not a curated record. The transcript has a single exon. Lineage: Eukaryota; Fungi; Ascomycota; Eurotiomycetes; Eurotiales; Aspergillaceae.
AUGAUUCCCAUUCAAACUCGCCUGCGCGACAUGUCGCUACCAAAGGCCGCGGCACCCGUGGCCAGCACCGAUCCGGCUCAGGUCACCUUCAACUGGAGUGGCAGCUCGUUCGAGUCAUCUCCCAUGUCCAACCCAUUCGCGCCUCCACCAACACCAUGCGACUCUCUGCUCGACAUUCACCCACGCAAGUCGUCAUUCUCCAGUGAAAUGGGCGCGGCCUACGCCUUCCCAUCCUGGCCCAACAGACCAUCGCUCUCCAGCAACGACUCAACCGACUCUAACGCAAGCUCCUACCUCACAGACGACGACCUGCUGUGGAUGCCCGAGAACGCGGGAACCGAGCAAGCAGUAGAGGAGGCAGCCAACAUCGAUGCCGAACUCGCCCACUCCAUCACCCUGGAGCAACAGCUCCAGCGCAUUCGCGCCGCAGCGGCCGAGGAAGAGGCCCGCGCCAACUUCCUCGCGCGCGUCGAUGCCCACGCUCGCGCAACACAUGCCUUGCGCCUGGCCAAGGUGAACGUGACCCCGAUGGUGAAUGUCAACGAGCGCGACCUCACAAAGCGCAAGAAGCGUCGGGCAGCUCCUAGCCCGAAGCGACGCGCUCACUCGGCUUCCAAGGUGCUCUCUGCCUGA